Fonsecaea erecta is the source of this 954-nucleotide messenger RNA. RefSeq lists its product as hypothetical. Gene Ontology annotation, cellular component: intracellular anatomical structure. Bases 1 to 954 code for a protein of 317 amino acids. NCBI's taxonomy places the organism in Eukaryota, Fungi, Ascomycota, Eurotiomycetes, Chaetothyriales, Herpotrichiellaceae. Gene Ontology annotation, molecular function: oxidoreductase activity, acting on NAD(P)H, oxygen as acceptor. The record is from RefSeq and is a predicted model, not a curated record. The transcript is spliced from 2 exons.
AUGGCCCGUCAGCUUCCCGCUCACUAUGGCCAGCAUUUCACACCGACGCUCCACCACAAGGCCGAGGGCCCGACACUGCCAGAAAACAAUCGUUCCUCGCCGUAUGUCGUGGUGGUUACCGGCGCCGGCAAGGGUCUAGGUGUCUACAUCUCCCUCGCGUACGCCCGUGCCGGGGUCACGGGGAUCUGCAUCUCGAGCCGUACACAGAAAGACCUCGACGCGCUGGAGAAGCAGCUGAAGGAGGUCAACCCGAAGCUAGAGAUCCUGUCGGAGAUCUGUGAUACGACGAAGCCCGAGGCCGUCAAGGCACUCGCCGAGAAGGUGCGCCAGAAGUGGCACGGGCGCCUGGACGUGGCGAUCGCGAACGCCGGGGUCAUCUCCAACUACCUGUACGACACGGACCCUCAGACCGGGGAGAAGACCAACCGGCGGCUGCCCGUGGGCAUCAUCGAGGACGACGACUUCAAGCGCGUCAUCGACAUCAACCUGCUCGGCAGCUACUACGUGGCCAAGUACUUCACUCCCGUGCUGAUCGCGCCGGAAAACCCGAGCAUCGUGAAGAGCUACGUGGUCAUCACGAGCCUCGCAUCGCAGAUGGCCGAGAGCAGCUUCGUGCCCGUGGCGUACAACCUUGCCAAGCUGGCCAACAACCGCAUGGUCGAGCACAUGGCCACUGACCACAAGGGGGACGGCCUGCUGGCCUUCGCCGUGCACCCGGGCGCCGUCGUGACGCCGCAGACCGAACGCCACUCGACCCAGCCGGGCGACGCCUGGGACACCCUGCUGACCGAAGACAUUGACUUGUGCGGCGGCUGGCUGACCUGGUUGACUCGGGAGAGGAGAGAGUGGUUGAGUGGGCGUUAUCUUGCGGUGACCUGGGAUGUGGACGAGCUGGAGGCCAUGAAGGACGACAUUGUGCGCGAGGACAAGUUGAAAUUCAGGAUGGCCGUCUAG